Messenger RNA from Triticum turgidum subsp. durum (durum wheat), 2556 nucleotides. The record is from the annotation of a GenBank genome assembly. Lineage: Eukaryota; Viridiplantae; Streptophyta; Magnoliopsida; Poales; Poaceae.
AUGCGGUUUCGCAGCCAUAGCAAGGUGGAUGCAGAGGUGAUGCGAGUUGGGGAGUUAGGGUCUGGGGAUAAAUUUGUGCAACUAUUUUUCAUGACAAACCUUAUGAAAUUUUAUAUUCUCGGAACUAACACUGACAAAACAUUAUGGAGAUUACUCAAGAUUGAUAGACUGGAGCCAUCAGAGCUCAACAUAGAUGAGGAUUCUACCAUGUACUCACACAGUGAAUAUCUUGAUCUACGAAAAACUCUAGAUGAAGACCAUAGGUCAACUGGUGGACUCAAUUUUGUUACAAAUUGUUGUGGAAUCAUUGGUUUCAUUAAGUUCCUUGGGCCUUAUUACAUGUUAAUUAUCACCGAGCAGAGAAAAAUUGGUGCUAUAUUUGGCCAUGCAGUUUACCAAGUUACCAAGACUGCGAUGAUCCAGUUAUCUAAUUCCAAAAUGAAGCAAACGCUUCUAAAUUCCAACGAUGAGAACAGGUACAAGAAGCUCUUGCAGACAAUAGAUCUUAGGAAAGACUUCUUUUUCAGCCACUCGUACCAUAUCAUGAGAAGUCUCCAGAAGAAUUUUAAUGAUCCACAGGCAGGAUGGGACCUAUAUGACACAAUGUUUGUAUGGAAUGAAUUUCUAACACGAGGGGUUCGUAACAUUCUGCAAAGUACCUGCUGGACUGUUGCGUUAGUCUAUGGUUUCUUUAAACAGGAUAAAAUGAAAAUAUCUGGGAAGGACAUUAUGUUGACUCUCAUUGCUAGACGAUCGAGGCAUUAUGCUGGAACCAGGUAUUUAAGGAGAGGUGUGAAUGAGGAGGGCAGAGUAGCAAAUGAUGUCGAGACUGAGCAACUUGUUUUUGAUGACACACUUGGACCUAGGCAAAUAAGCUCUGUUGUGCAGAACAGGGGUUCUAUUCCUCUAUUCUGGUCCCAAGAGACAUCAAAGCUUAUUAUUAAGCCUGAUAUCAUAUUGCAUGAGAAGGGCAAUAAUUAUGAAGCAACCAGGCUUCAUUUUGAAAAUCUUAGGAGGAGAUAUGGAGAUCCCAUCAUCAUCUUAAACUUGAUUAAGGUGUAUUUACACUUAUACAUAUUCCACACCGCUCUGCUACUGUUCACUCAAUGUUUAGUGCAAUGUCGAACGAUUGGAAUACCCAUAGGCCCACCAACACGCGAGAGGAAACCGCGGGAAUCCACACUUCGUCAAGAAUUUGACAAAGCAAUAAAGAUUAUAAAUAAUGGUCUACCAGUCGAAAAUCAUUUGAGGUUUUUACAUUGGGAUCUUAAUAAAAGCACUCGAAGGAAUGGUUGUGGUUUUCGUGGAUGUGAUGACAAAAAUGACGGUGGCAACACAGACUGUAUCGAUAAUAAUGGUGACAUAUCCCAAGAAGAUACAUGUGGUAGUUCUGAUACCUCCACUAGUGGAAUUGCAGAAGAUGUAGCCACUAACAAUGGAUCGACAACAGUAAAGCCCCCCAAAUUACAAAAGGGUGUAUUGCGCACGAACUGUAUAGAUUGUUUAGACCGCACAAAUGUUGCUCAGUAUGCCUAUGGUUUAGCUUCUCUUGGACACCAGUUGCAUGCACUUGGUUCUGUAGAAUCUCCAGAGCUUGAUUUAGACUCCCCCUUGGCCCACCAUUUGAUGCACUUUUAUGAGCGGAUGGGUGACACACUUGCUUUGCAGUAUGGUGGUUCGGCUGCACACAACAAGAUAUUCUCUGCAAAGAGAGGGCACCUUAAGUUUGCUAUUCAGUCUCAAGAAUUCUUCAGGACACUACAGCGAUACUACAGUAAUGCCUAUAUGGAUGCUUACAAACAGGCAGCAAUAAAUUUAUUCUUGGGUUACCACCGACCGCAGCAGGAAAAAUUUGCACCUUGGGAGUCAGAGUCUGUUUCUGGGGAGAAUGUCCUUGAUGACAAAACAAGGUUCGCUAGAUUUGAUGUCCUGAAACAGAGUGAGUUGUCUAUUGUUGAAAACAGUACAACCUGUCAACUUAUAAAAAGGUCAAGAUCAGAUGGCAGCAUUCUUCGUAAAAGCAACACUUCUCUGUCCAGCAAUGGUCCAAAUGGAAUUUCGACACCAGGAUUUAGUGAUUUCGAAAAUGAGCUACAACCUCCUAACUGCCGGUCUGGUUCGGUGCAUGAUGCGGUGUCAAAAUUAAGGUAUACUCCAACAGUGCCUCAUAUUAAGUAUACCAGUUGCGAGCUUGACUAUGGCAACUUUUCUGGGGAUUCAAAUUUCCUUGAUCUUGACUGGCUUUCAGCUUCAGACAAUGGAAGUUUGAGCAGAUCAAGAGCCGUAAGUACUCCUAACGUGAAUGAUAAUGGUGAACGUGGUGUAACCCCUGGGAUAACGUUGCACAUUACUAAGCUGAAAUUGAAGUAUCAGAGUAUGAAUUUAGCAAAAUCUUGUUGCUUGAUGUUACACUUUGCUUGUAGGCGCAUGAGGAGAGCUGCCAAAUUCAUUGAUCUCCCAGAAAGCAACAUGUCUGUAGAUGAGGUGCAGAUGGGUCCUUCAUCCUUGCAAGCUUCAGUUCGCCACGCCCAUGCCAUGUUGCCGGACACUGCUUGA